Molecule: messenger RNA, 1050 nt
Organism: Amaranthus tricolor (Joseph's coat)
Lineage: Eukaryota; Viridiplantae; Streptophyta; Magnoliopsida; Caryophyllales; Amaranthaceae
Product: cysteine-rich receptor-like protein kinase 25
Exons: 3
Coding region: 1-1050 (349 amino acids)
Source: RefSeq, a predicted model, not a curated record
AUGAUUGGGCAAAGGCCCACAAUAAAACAUUCCCGUAAAACUUAUCGCGCAAGAAAACAGAGUGCAUUCUGGACCCUCACUCGACCGGUCGAGCGAAAUGGCCUUGGUCAAGCGGUUUGUAUUCCAGUCGAGCAGCAGAUCAGAAUGCUCACUGAUCUGGUCGAGCCAACUGGCUCGGUCGAGCAUGCCACAUAUACAAGAAGUGAAGGGAAUAACGAUCCAGUGUUUUUGGGAUGGAAAUGUGAUUAUUCCAAGGGUAACUAUACAGAAAAUAGUCCUUACCAUAUAAAUCUGUUAAAUGCAUUCUCUAAUCUUACCUACUAUUCCUCUUCCAAUACUUUCGCCGAUUACAUUGCAAGCACAGAUGAAGAUGAUAAUACCGACAAAGUGUACGCCUUAUAUGAUUGUCGGAAAGACCUUACACUUAGGACAUGCCAUCAUUGUGUUGCGGAUGCCACCAUUUACCUCUUGCAGCGUUGCCCCUCGCUAGAGGCCAUUGCCACAUAUGAGGAAUGCAUGUUACGAUACGCGAACCGUCCGAUUCUCUCGAUGUUGGAGCAAACACCCCAUUACACCGAUUGCGAGAUUAGCAUUCCCGACGAAGGCGAGUUAACUCGAAUAAUAAACCCAAUCUUCAAAAACUUAAUAGGCGAAGCCAUAUCAAAUAACUCAACAUCAUCAAAAUAUUUUGCAGCAAAAAAAGAAGAUUAUUUUGAGUAUCAAAAAGUAUAUUGUUUGGUGCAAUGUACACCUGAUAUUACACAACAAGAAUGCGAGGAUUGUUUGACUGAAGCCAUGAAUGCUACGCUUGAAUGUGCGAGUGGUAGCCGAAUGAUAAGCUAUUAUAAUGUGCCCAGCUGCCAAAUUAGAUAUGAUGUUGUUCGGCAUUUCUUUAAUGUGUCUUCUAAUAAUACCCUUUCACCUAUGGCUUCUCCGCCUAAUAAUUUAUCUACCAUUACUGCUAUUAAUGAUGCUUAUCAACUUCUUUCUUUUAAUUUUUUUGUUUCUUUGAAGAUUUUAUUUUGUGUAUUAAUACUGCUUAUAGAAUAA